AUGAAGUUUGCCAAAGUUCUCCAGCAAACAUUAGUGGAAGAAAAUCUUCCCGAGACGUGGGUGGAGGCAGCCAUCCAAUACAAGAUGUUGAAAAAAUACAUCAGUAAAGUUGUGGAGGAGUUGCAGUUUGUGGGCUUGACCAAUACGGAUUUGAAGCUUUUGCUUCAGAACGAAGACCAAAAGAAAACAGUGGAAUUGGACAGAGAGGAGGCGAGCCCGACAAAUCCCAUCAUGGCAAAAUACAUGUUGACCAAAUCCCGUGGCUCCAACAGAAUUGUGCCUUACUUAAAGAUUGUGCUUAAUGACACCGAUAAGCAAAGUUACACCCAGGACCAUAUCCAGGAACUAGCGCAGGAAAUCCGGGAGAAAGUGGAGAAGGCCAUGUCCACAGAUGACGAGGACCAGCACGUGAUGGAGAUUCGGGAGCAAGAAGAUGGCCUAGUGCUAUCCCCCACGCAUACUCGAAAUAAUGAAGAGUUGGUGAAGGUCCAAAACAAUAAUGAAAUAGUCAUCAUGCUCAAGUCGGACCUGAAGUUUUUCCGCAUGCUUAAUGCCGAGUUGGCUAACCUCGACGAGAUCCGCCAAAGCGAAGAAAAGACUCUCAUUACCGAGGUGGAGCAGAUUGGCGAGAUUGUGCAUCUGCUCACGCAAAAGCGGGCUGAUUUGUACAAAUGGCGCGAGCUUUUCCGGAUUUACCUUGACUCGGAGGUGUUUUUCCGCUAUAACGAGACAUCGAGGCUGCAGUUGGAACGUAGCUCGGAUCAGAUUAAGCGCAAUUUGCAAGAAUUUACUGACAGGGUGCAAAAGACGGACAUUUUGGAUACGUUCAAGCAAAAGAAAUCACUUGUAGCAUACCACCAAUUUGUGAAAACAAAUGAGCGGUUGCUCAAGAUCAUGCAGUUUCAGUCCAUCAACACAACGGCGUUGCGGAAGAUUUUGAAGAAGUUCGACAAGCGGACAUCGUUGAACAUUUCCACAAAGUUUCCCGAUCUCAUUUCUCAGGACCAUAUAUUCAUCACCGGGUCUUCUUUGGCACAGUCCAUUUGCUUUCUUAUGCAACACCGCCUUCUCACUCUUGUUCCACAACUUGAGGAUUAUCUGUGUCCAAUCUGCAUGUCGAUUGCGUAUAAGCCCAUUCGAUUAGAGUGUGGCCACAUUUUUUGCGUGCGAUGUUUGGUAAAGAUGAAGAAGAGAGGAAAGACGGAUUGCCCGCUCUGUCGGUGUCAAGAAGCAAUCUUGAAGGCCGAUUCGAGCAAUUUAGAUUUAGAGAUUAUGGAUUUGAUCCAGCGCUUUUUCCCAAUGGAGGUCAAGGAGAAAAUGAAGGAGAUAAAGGACGAAAAGUACAAAGAAGUGGUUGGAGAGCACAAGAACUGUGUUAUUAUGUAA
Molecule: messenger RNA, 1386 nt
Organism: Clavispora lusitaniae ATCC 42720
Lineage: Eukaryota; Fungi; Ascomycota; Pichiomycetes; Serinales; Metschnikowiaceae
Gene: TRY3
Product: Try3p
Source: RefSeq, a predicted model, not a curated record